Fusarium sp. VM40 is the source of this 618-nucleotide messenger RNA. The record is from the annotation of a GenBank genome assembly. Lineage: Eukaryota; Fungi; Ascomycota; Sordariomycetes; Hypocreales; Nectriaceae.
AUGGAUCUCUGCAUCACCGCCGAGGAGCCCUUCGCUUAUGAGCCCCCCAAGACCAAACCUUUUGCUCCCGUCUCGCGAUCUACCACCGGCAGCAACACUCCUCACAAGACCUCGGCUUCUCGCCCAUUUGGGUCACCUGCUCCUCUUGCGCCCAUCUUGCCAGCUUCGCAGCUCGAGUUCGAUCUCAUCAUUCACGACCCCUCUAAUGACAGCUCACUGACUCACCCUUGGGAUCUCCCCUCGACUCCCCUGCGCAUCCCUCUUGAUACUUCCCGAGUCCACCUUCUCACUCUCCUGCGAGAACAGCUCCCGGUAGCCGAGACUUCUACCAACAAAGGUCGUCGCAGCCGCCCUAUUCGUCGUCCCAAGCUCAUCGCUGCUACCCUUUACUGGACGUUCCGAGGCAUCAUUCUUCCGCUCGGACCCAGUGACAAGGAGUGGCACUACCGCGACCCCAUCACUAAGACGGAUAUCAUGGACCGCACUGAGCUGGAGUGGUUUCUCCUCAAGGAGAUGAUGGCUUCCUCUGGAGGCGCGCUCAAGUGCUACUUUGCCAUUCGUGGCGAGGCCCUCCAAACCCGGAAGACUACCGGCUGGUGGUUCGGAAACAGUGGCUGA